AUGCCCGGCCUCUGCCUCCCAGCCCGGACACGGCACGCCAAACGGAGAGAGUCGGCCCCCCCGCCCGCAUACCAGCCCAUCGAUGGCACGGAACCCUCGACCACGACGACGGAUAAGCUGCGCCGGCUCUCCCACGACUUCAGCACGCUGACGAUGCGGAGAAGGAGAGGCAAGUCCAAGGACGACAAGAUCCCCGGGCCGUCGCCGGGUGAGGAAUCCCCGCCACCGGGUUCGGACGUCACGUCCCUCAUCCUCAUGGACAUUGCGCCGCGGGAGGCCGCGCCCGAGUACUACAGGGGGGAAUGGCUCGCGUGCCUCGAGUUCACGACGCGGGACCUGCCGCGGCUCAUGGCGGAGGGAUUCUUCUGGGACGAGGGAAACGUCGUGCCGGAGGGAGGGGGCCAGGGGCUGCGGCAGUAUGAGCAGCAGUUUGGGUUUCGGCAUGCGCGGGUAUAUAGGUGUCGGAGCGGAGGGGAUGGGCCGGAGUGGACGGGGACAAUACGGGUGUCGGCGAGGGAGCUUAGAGUGCUGACCGACUUUGAGAUUGGGAUGCUGAGCGUGGAUUUGGUAUUUAGGAUGGAGGCGACUUGUGGAUCGGGUGAGAGGAGGCAGAAGGUGUAUCAGUAUAGCGCACAGGAGGGGGAGAAGAACUUCAAUGCGUGGUAUGAUGAGGCGGUCUUGAAGGGUUGGUGGCCGUGGCCCUGA
Molecule: messenger RNA, 705 nt
Organism: Clonostachys byssicola
Lineage: Eukaryota; Fungi; Ascomycota; Sordariomycetes; Hypocreales; Bionectriaceae
Source: the annotation of a GenBank genome assembly